Messenger RNA from Beta vulgaris subsp. vulgaris (sugar beet), 468 nucleotides. RefSeq names its product auxin-induced in root cultures protein 12. Lineage: Eukaryota; Viridiplantae; Streptophyta; Magnoliopsida; Caryophyllales; Amaranthaceae. The transcript has a single exon. The coding region runs from base 1 to 468 and encodes 155 amino acids. The record is from RefSeq and is a predicted model, not a curated record.
AUGGCCGGAGCUCAAGCACUGUUGGCUCACAAGGCCAAAUCCACUGGCCUUGUAACAGUAGAAACGUAUGACAUCGGUUCCUACAGUAACAUCACCAAGGGCCCCAUUUCUUACGACGUUACUUCCGUCUCCGCCGUGGAUUCCUCCGGUGUGAUCACUAUCUUUGCCACGUGGGCCCUACCCAAGGGUGAGUCAACGGUCAACCAUAUAUGGCAGGUGGGCCCUAUAGUUAAUGGUAACGUAGGAAAGCAUGCUUUUGCGCCAGUUAAUUUGGGCUCUAAGAUGAAGCUUAGCUUGAUUGCUAAUAGUCCAAAUAGCGGACCUGCCGGAGCUCCUAAUAGGUCUCCUUCAGGCUCGCCUUCGAGUGGACGGAUCGAAGCGCCCGCUCCAGGAAGUAAUGGUGCAGGAGAGAGAUUGGUUUCAGGUGUUUUGGCGUUCGGUUCCAUUGUAGUUUCCUUGUUGGUUUAA